Molecule: messenger RNA, 675 nt
Organism: Triticum turgidum subsp. durum (durum wheat)
Lineage: Eukaryota; Viridiplantae; Streptophyta; Magnoliopsida; Poales; Poaceae
Source: the annotation of a GenBank genome assembly
AUGUUCAGAUCCAAGGUCCAGGAGAUGAUCCUCAGGAGGAGGUCCAGGUCCAUGAACGGCGCCGCAUGCGCGCAGCACGCCGGCAACUCUUCCACGGCCCCGUGCGACGCCGGCGGCAAGGCUGCUGCUACUGUUGCUUUUGCUGCUCGCGCGCCGUUGUUCGCCGCGCCGAGGCUGCUUCACUCGUCGUCGCUCCCUGCCGGCGACCGCGCCGCGGUCAUCACUGGGAGCCCCGCGCGGGACUCCGAGACGACGGCCGCCUACGCCAUGAGCCCGACCUCCGUGCUGGACGCAUCAGCGGCCUUCGGCUCGACCGUGGACGCCGGCGGGGGCAAGCGCCGGCCGUGGUGCGACGGGUGCGCGGGCCCGCACGGGCUCGCCGACGUGCUCGACUGCGCCCACGAGGCCCAGCGGAGGAAGAGCGUCCUCCGGAGCACCGUCAGAGCGCAGGCGCCGGCUCUUGUCAGGUCGUGCUCCCUGGACCGGCGCGUGGAGUUCGGCGUCAAGAACAAGAGCUCAUGGCUGCCGCUGCGCGCCGCCCGCGCGGGGGCGGCCGAGGAGUCGGAGGACGGACCGUCGUCCGAGGACUACACCUGCGUCAUCUCCCGCGGGCCCAACCCGCGGACGGUGCACAUCUUCGGCGACCGCGUCGUGGAUUUAUCCGCUUGCAGGUGA